GAAACCUGCCUGCUCACAAGCUCUCUCUCAAAGUUGGUACUCCUAUCAUGUUAAUGCGCAACUUAAAUGUUGCUGAAGGUCUCUGCAACGGAACUCGACUAAUCUGUCAUAAAUUUCAGCAGCAUGUUAUUGAGACUAAGGUCAUUACCGACACACAUAUUGGAAAUCAUGUGUUUCUCCCUUGCAUUACUCUUACCUCUUCCAAUUUAGACUUGCCUUUCAUUCUUAAACGUCGCCAGUUUCCCAUAAAAAUGGCACUUGUCCAAUUCGUAACUUUCUCCUCUGCCGUAGAAGCGUCCUUUUGGCAUAAUUUAUCUACGCGUAAAAUUGAUUUAUACAAACUAGACGAUGCCCCACAAAAAAUUGUGGGAUAUUAUACCACCGGUCAUCUUCUACAAUCACAAAAUUCCACAGAAGCGAAUAUCGCAGUACCGGCGCGUUUGUGCCUCGGAACGGGUGCUUUUUACGAGGAUAAUGACGAAUCAUUUUCGCG
This is a messenger RNA of Acaulospora morrowiae, 493 nucleotides long. NCBI's taxonomy places the organism in Eukaryota, Fungi, Glomeromycota, Glomeromycetes, Diversisporales, Acaulosporaceae. The record is from the annotation of a GenBank genome assembly.